CCUCCCCAACGUCAACUGAUGAGCCCGAUGCUCCAAACACUCCGGGUGAAGGAGAGAGCGCUGGAAAUAUCAGUCAGCGGAAGAAAGUUCGUCAAUUUCGUAGUAAAUCGUGGAAACUUGAGCCCACAGUACGCUUUCUAUCAUGGGCAGGUCGACGCAUGGAAGGUGUGAACAUUGAUUGGGUACUUGAGAAGUUAGGGUUUGAGCAUGCGCGAUUGACAAUUCCUAAGUGGGUUCAGCGUGGUGCGAUGGAUCCCAUGGACAGAUUCUUGUCCGUUUUACUGUACAGACUGCUGUUGGCUGUGCAGGAAAAUGAAGCCAA
Molecule: messenger RNA, 322 nt
Organism: Paramuricea clavata
Lineage: Eukaryota; Metazoa; Cnidaria; Anthozoa; Malacalcyonacea; Plexauridae
Source: the annotation of a GenBank genome assembly